CAAAUUAAAAUAAAGCCAUUGGUAGCGAAAGGAGGUGAAAAUUAAUUAGUAAAACAAUAAGUAUCCAAAACUGCAUAAUUGACGAAGGGAAUGUUAAUAGUGAAAAUAGAGAAAAUAAUGAAUGACUCCUAAAAGAACACAGUCUUCUACUAUCAAUGACUGAAGAAAUUCAACUGAGAGAUUUGUGCGAAGGUCAAGGUACCUACGGAACUGUUGAAGACGGCAGUCAAGAUGGCGCUGAUAGAAUCAUUAUGAUCAAUAACCCUCAAACUGAGGUUUAUCGUGGAAAUAAAAUAAGCACUGCAAAGUAUAAUGUCGUCACAUUCUUGCCGAAAUUUUUAUUGGAGCAGUUUAGUCGGUAUUCAAAUAUUUUCUUCCUCUUCAUUGCCCUCUUACAGCAAAUUGAAGGUGUUUCUCCUACUGGUCGAUAUACAACUGCUGUUCCUUUACUCUUUGUUUUAUCUUGUUCUGCUGUCAAAGAAAUUAUUGAAGAUUAUAAACGUCAUAGAGCAGACGAUAAAACGAAUAAAAAAGAUGUUCGAGUGUGGAGGGAGAAUACUUAUCAAGCAGUGAAAUGGAUGGAGCUCAAAGUUGGCGAUAUUGUCAAAGUUCUUAAUGGCCAGUUUUUUCCAGCAGAUCUUAUUCUUUUAUCUUCAAGUGAGCCAAUGGGAAUGUGUUACGUUGAAACGGCGAAUCUUGAUGGUGAAACUAAUCUCAAGAUAAAACAGGCUCUUCCUCUGACUGCAAGUAUGGUUCAACCUGCUGACCUGAAAUCACUUGAGGGGCGAGUUGAUUGUGAAGGCCCAAAUAACAGAUUAUAUGAAUUUGUUGGAAACAUUACUUUGAAUGGGAGAAAAGCAGUGCCACUGAAUCCUGACCAGCUAUUACUCCGUGGUGCACAAUUAAGAAAUACACAAUGGAUAUAUGGAUUAGUAAUUUAUACUGGUCAUGAUUCCAAACUAAUGCAGAAUGCAACUGCGGCUCCUAUCAAAAGAUCAAACAUGGAUCGUGCUACAAAUAUUCAAAUUUUGUUUUUGUUCUGUCUAUUGUUGGUUAUGGCGUUUUUCAGUAGUUUAGGAUCCUAUAUUUGGACACAAAACAAUAGAACUGGAUCUUGGUACAUGGGUUAUGAAGGAAAAAAACCUCAAAGUUUCUUUUUCACCAUAAUUACGUUCAUCAUUCUCUACAAUAAUCUUAUUCCUAUCAGUUUACCCGUCACAUUAGAGAUUGUGAAGUUCAUUCAAGCUAUAUUUAUCAAUUCGGAUUGUGAAAUGUAUUAUGAUGAGAAUGACACUCCAGCCAUGGCUAGAACUUCAAAUCUUAAUGAAGAAUUGGGACAGGUGAAAUAUAUAUUUUCGGAUAAAACUGGAACUCUUACAAGAAACAUAAUGGAGUUUAGAAAAUGCACAAUAGCUGGCAUUAUGUAUGGUGGAGAUGGUGAUGCUUUUAAUGAUCCUUCUUUAUUGGACCAUCUUCGAGAACGUCAUCCAACAUCAUCCGUAAUCCGUGAAUUCUUGACUCUGUUGUCUGUUUGUCACACGGUCGUACCUGAGAGAGAUACUCAAAAUCCAGAUAAGAUCAUUUAUCAAGCCGCUUCUCCAGAUGAAGGUGCUUUGGUUGAAGGAGCAAAAUUAUUUGGAUUUUCAUUCAAUGUUCGCACACCAACUUCUGUCAUUAUAAAUGCUAUGGGACAAGAAGAAGUUUAUGAAGUUCUUAAUGUCCUCGAAUUCAACAGCACCCGCAAACGCAUGUCUGUCAUUUUGAAAACACCCGAUGGUCAAAUAAAGUUAUAUUGUAAAGGAGCUGAUACUGUAAUAUAUGAAAGACUUAGUGUUAAUCAAUUAUAUAAAGACAUUACUUUGAAGCAUUUGGAAGAAUUUGCUAAAGAUGGUUUAAGAACCUUGUGUAUAUCAAUGGCGGAAAUCUCUCAAGAUGAUUAUGAUCGUUGGAGUGAUAUAUAUUACAGUGCCAGCACGAGCCUUGAAAAUAGAGAUGAAAAAGUUGAUGAAGCUGCUGAAUUGAUCGAAAAGAAUCUGUUUCUUCUUGGAGCUACAGCAAUCGAGGAUAAAUUACAAGAGGGUGUUCCUGAUAGCAUUGCAGACUUAGCUGCCGCAAAUAUCAAAAUUUGGGUUCUCACAGGCGAUAAACAAGAAACUGCCAUCAAUAUAGGUUACUCGUGUAGACUUCUUACUGAAGACAUGUCUUUACUUGUAUGUAAAGAAUGUGAUCUUGGUGGGACAAAACGUUGGUUGGACGAUGUAAUAAAGAAGCAUGGGAUCAAGAAUAAACGCAAGAAGACGAUAAAUAAAGACGAGCAGGAGGAGCGUCUAGCUUUCAUUGUGACUGGUCAGACACUGAACUAUGCCUUGGAAGAAGAACUGAAAUACAAUUUUUUGGAUUUGGCGCUAUCCUGUAAAGCAGUUGUUUGUUGCAGGGUAUCCCCGUUACAAAAAUCUAAAGUUGUGCGUCUUGUAAAAGCCCAAGUUAAGAACUCCAUAACAUUAGCGAUUGGUGAUGGUGCAAAUGAUGUUGGUAUGAUUCAGGCUGCUCAUGUUGGUGUUGGUAUCAAUGGUCAGGAGGGACUACAGGCAGCUAGUGCAUCUGAUUAUGCUAUUGCUCAGUUUCGUUUUUUGAACAAACUCUUGCUGGUGCAUGGCUCAUGGAGUUAUCAGCGUCUUAGCAAACUAAUCUUGUACUCCUUCUAUAAGAAUGUUUGUUUAUACGUUAUUGAGCUUUGGUUUGCCAUCGUAAAUGGAUUCUCCGGUCAAAUAUUAUUUGAUAAAUGGUGUAUUGGAAUAUAUAAUGUGGCUUUUACUGCUUUUCCACCGUUGGCGAUUGGAUUAUUUGACAAAACAGUGUCAUCAGAAAGCUUGCAAAAAUUUCCUCAGUUAUAUAAACCGUCUCAGAAUGCAGAAUACUUUAAUACAAAGGUGUUUUGGUUAUGGAUCUUUGCAGCUAUUGUUCAUUCGUUGUUUUUAUUUUAUCUUCCUUCAUUAGCUCUGAAUAAUGAUGUUCCAUUUCAAGAAGGUUUAGUGGUUGGUAAUUGGUUUGUUGGCAACAUUGUUUACACGCUUGUUGUGGUAACUGUUUGUCUAAAAGCAGCUUUAGAACUAGAUUCAUGGAAUUGGCUUUGUCAUAUUGCUAUCUGGGGAAGCAUUCUUAGUUGGUUUAUAUUUUUACUGAUAUAUUGUCAACCAUUUCUGGCAGAGUAUCUUGCUCCUCAUAUGAUUGGCCAGGAACAAAUGGUUUACACCUGUCCAGCAUUUUGGUUUAUGCUUAUUCUCAUACCCGUUAUAACAUUGUUUUUUGAUUUUUGUUACAAACUGUUCCACAGAAUAUUUUUCAAAACAUUAGUUCAAGAAAUUCAAGAAAUCGAAGAACGAAAGAACGAUCCUCAAUCUUCUCUUGGUCUGUCUACACCUACAAUAUACAGGUCAACGUUCCGCUCAAAGAGUUUCAAGACUCAACAUGGUUAUGCGUUCUCUCAAGAAGAAAGUGCUUCCAUUAGUCAGGCGCAGCUAAUCAGGCGAUACGAUACGAAUCUUAGAAAGCCGGGAGGUGGAGAGUAGUGAAAGAAUGCUCGUAUGUUGAGGUGAAGUGUGAUCGUUGGCCAUAUAUCUUUAAAAUAUUUUUGAUGUAAUUUAUAAAAUUAAAGUCUCCUCUAUUAAAUAAAACCAUCAUGUUAAAAUACUUAAUGGAAUAGAGACGCAGACUUGAAAUUUUAAAUAAUAUUUAUUGCAUCCUGAUAGUUAACUUGAAUAUACUAAUUUAGACUAAUUUAGACACUAUAGUAAAUUGUAAAUUCGUAAAUUAAUGUUACUGUUGGAGAGAGAGUGGUCUGCUAAAGUCAUUAAUUAAAUUUUUUUCAACAUAAA
Xenia sp. Carnegie-2017 is the source of this 3875-nucleotide messenger RNA. RefSeq names its product phospholipid-transporting ATPase IA-like. The record is from RefSeq and is a predicted model, not a curated record. Gene Ontology annotation, molecular function: ATP binding; ATP hydrolysis activity; ATPase-coupled intramembrane lipid carrier activity. Lineage: Eukaryota; Metazoa; Cnidaria; Anthozoa; Malacalcyonacea; Xeniidae. Bases 156 to 3569 code for a protein of 1137 amino acids. Gene Ontology annotation, biological process: phospholipid translocation. The transcript has 46 exons. Gene Ontology annotation, cellular component: plasma membrane.